AUGCUCAACGUUAUGGAUUUCUCCUGCACGGAUCCGCUUUACUCCAAGUACGAGGAGAGCUGCGAGAUGAAAACCGGAGACCUGCAGGGCUUGGGGCAGCCUGAGCAGCAACUUCUGGCAGAGGCCGAUUUCCUCGGAGGUGAGCUGCUGGGUGCCCCCGGCAGCGGCGGGGCCGUGGAUUAUUCUCUGCUGAGCAGCCAGCCCUCGCCUUCCCUCAGCUACACCGGCAGCUUCUUCAUCAAGGCGGUCCCGGAGCACCCGCAGGACCAGGAAUCCCUCUUCAACCUGAUGUCGGGGAUCCUGGGCAUCUCCCCCUUCGCCUCCUCCGAGGGCCACCAGAGGCACCUGGAUGCUCUUUACCCGUGUCCCGAGGUGGCUCAGAGCCAGCUGGAGCUGUACCCGCCGUGCCAGCCCGAGAUGAGCGGAUCCAGCCCGUUCCCGGAGCCGGCCUUCGGAGCCUUCCCCGCGGCCGAGGGCGCUCAGCCCCUGCCGGCACAGCCGGGGCUGGGAAACGGCUCCCAGUGCUUCUUCCAGCCCAAGCUGCUGGACAGCAAGCAGGACAUCAAGCUGUCCUCCGGCUCCUCGGCCCUGGACAAGUUCAAGGCCUCGUGUGGCCAGUGGGAUCCCCUCUCCCAGCAGCACCAGGCCUUCUUCCCCUCUCCCGAGGGCUUCGCUGCCGCCGACAGCGGCCAGGGGCUGUUUCCCCCGCUGGGCUCCAAGAUGGAGAGCGUCCUGUCCGUCAGCUGCCAGUCGGAGCUCGGCAGCCUGGCAGAGGACUCCGCCUGCUUCGGAACCCAUCUGGGCUUCGGCUGCGAGCCAGAAAACUUCCCGGCCCGCGGGGACUUCGCGGACGCCAAGAUCCACAACAUCCCCGCGCCCUUAAUGCCGGACUUCGACUCCUCCCUGGCCCAGCCCGAGGUCCUGCCGGGCCUGAUGAGCUCGGCCGAGCUCCUCCAUCCUCACCCCUCUCCUUCCGUCCCCCCCACGGACUUUCUGGGCCACCCCACGUCCUCCUCGCUCCCCUCGCUGCUGCCCCCCAACCCUCCGGCCCUGGCCGAGCCCAAGAAGAAGACGCGGCGGAGCAAAUGCUCCUCCAAGUGUUUCUGCCCCAAGCCUCACGAGAAGGCGUUCGCCUGCCCGGUGGAGAACUGCAUCCGGAGCUUCGCCCGCUCCGACGAGCUCAACCGGCACCUGCGCAUCCACACGGGCCACAAACCCUUCCAGUGCCGCAUCUGCCUGCGCAACUUCAGCCGCAGCGACCACCUCACCACUCACAUCCGCACCCACACGGGCGAGAAACCCUUCUCCUGCGACACCUGCGGCCGCCGCUUCGCCCGCAGCGACGAGAAGAAGCGCCACAGCAAAGUGCACCUCAAGCAGAAAGCCCGGACCGAGGAGAAGCUCAAGGGCUUGGGGUUCUUCUCGGUGGGGCUCUCCUUCGGGCCGCUCUGAAGCUCCGGCCUGAGCGCUGCCCGGGCGGGCGGCGAUUCCCGAGGUCCCCCGAGCGUCUCAGGGGAGAGCCGGGCUGGGAGUUCCCUCCUGGGUGAGGAGGGAGGCG
This is a messenger RNA of Poecile atricapillus (Black-capped chickadee), 1558 nucleotides long. RefSeq names its product early growth response 4 (gene EGR4). Gene Ontology annotation, biological process: regulation of transcription by RNA polymerase II. The record is from RefSeq and is a predicted model, not a curated record. The transcript has 2 exons. Gene Ontology annotation, molecular function: DNA-binding transcription factor activity, RNA polymerase II-specific; RNA polymerase II cis-regulatory region sequence-specific DNA binding. The coding region runs from base 1 to 1452 and encodes 483 amino acids. Lineage: Eukaryota; Metazoa; Chordata; Aves; Passeriformes; Paridae.